CGUUGUAUACAACAACCGAGGACGUUAACUACCACGCGACAAUCGCACAUCUGUUAUUUUAAUCGUGGGACCGUACUACGCGCUCAACAAGUGGGGCACAACCAUGGGAGACCAAGUCGUAGAAGAAGUUCCACACUUCGAGACAGAGGAAGAAGAGUUCUUCCAAGAUAUCGACGUGCUCCAACAGCACGGCAUCAACGUCGCAGAUAUAAAAAAACUGAAGUCAGCCGGAAUAUGUACGGUGAAAGGGAUUCAGAUGACGACGCGUAAGAGGCUUUGUAACAUCAAAGGCAUAUCGGAAGCCAAAGUGGACAAAAUUAAAGAAAUCGUCGCCAAGAUUGCCGAAUGCGCCGGCUUUCUAACAGCCCUCGAAGUAAGCGAACGACGCCGGCUCGUGUACCGGAUUCCGACAGGCAGCAAAGAACUGGACAAGCUCAUGGGCGGAGGAGUUGAGAGCAUGGCAAUAACCGAAGUGUUCGGCGAAUUCAGAACGGGCAAAACGCAACUUUCUCACACACUUUGCGUGACGUGCCAACUUCCGGGGGAUAACGGUUACAGCGGCGGCAAAGCCAUAUUCAUUGACACGGAAAACACCUUCAGACCGGACAGACUCCGCGAAAUCGCGGAUCGCUUUAAUCUAGAUCACGACGCCAUGUUGGAGAAUAUUUUAUACUCACGAGCGUUCACCAGCGAGCACCAGAUGGACAUGUUAGACCAGGUCGCGGCCAAGUUUCACGAAGAAGCUGGUAUUUAUCGCCUGCUGGUCGUCGACUCCAUCAUGGCUCUGUUUCGCGUCGAUUUCAGUGGUCGAGCUGAACUUGCAGAUCGUCAGCAGAAGCUAGCGCAGAUGCUGUCGAAACUCCAAAAGAUUUCCGAAGAGUACAACGUGGCUGUGUUCAUCACGAACCAGAUGACGGCCGACCCCGGGGCGGCCAUGAGCUUCCAGGCUGACCCCAAGAAGCCGAUCGGGGGCCAUAUUUUGGCGCACGCGUCCACAACGAGAAUUGCGCUUCGAAAAGGACGAGGCGAAGUUCGGAUCGCGAAGAUCUACGACAGCCCAGAUCAGCCUGAAAAUGAGGCAUCCUUCGCGAUCACUCCAGGAGGAAUUGCUGAUGCGUCCGAGUGAACGUCAUUGUUUUUUUUAAUAAAGAUUUUGUGACAAAGU
Ornithodoros turicata is the source of this 1165-nucleotide messenger RNA. RefSeq names its product meiotic recombination protein DMC1/LIM15 homolog. The record is from RefSeq and is a predicted model, not a curated record. Bases 104 to 1126 code for a protein of 340 amino acids. Gene Ontology annotation, molecular function: DNA strand exchange activity; ATP-dependent DNA damage sensor activity; single-stranded DNA binding. Gene Ontology annotation, biological process: chromosome organization involved in meiotic cell cycle; DNA recombinase assembly; DNA strand invasion. The transcript has a single exon. Lineage: Eukaryota; Metazoa; Arthropoda; Arachnida; Ixodida; Argasidae. Gene Ontology annotation, cellular component: condensed nuclear chromosome; nucleus.